Messenger RNA from Sycon ciliatum, 3921 nucleotides. RefSeq lists its product as uncharacterized. The transcript has a single exon. Gene Ontology annotation, biological process: regulation of signaling; intracellular signal transduction. Bases 595 to 2907 code for a protein of 770 amino acids. The record is from RefSeq and is a predicted model, not a curated record. Lineage: Eukaryota; Metazoa; Porifera; Calcarea; Leucosolenida; Sycettidae.
GUGAGUGGAUCACGAAGUCGACACGUCGAAGCAAGAGUACAUAAGUACUCUUGGUCGAAGGAGAACUGAUUCAAGAAAGGAGCAAGAUUUGUUGGCCAGACAUCUUAGAUCAGAAGGGCUUGUGCAAAUCGCGUCCCAUAGGCAUAGGCCAUACUGUGGUCAGCCCUGCAGACCUGUUGCCACUGGUUGUUGUGAAGGAGACGACUACAUUGCAUAAUGUAGUUUGUAUCACUACCACUGGCACUGACUCUGUAAUUUCGACCCCAGCCAUUUUCCAACACUCAGCAGUUUAUACAAUCAUACAUGUUCGGUGCCCAAACCCGUACAUACCGCGUGUACGUGUACCCACCGUUCAGUUCAUGUUCACCUCAUGCUCGACUCGUCAUAGCUCAAUCUGGUUUUCGUAAUUCGACCCAGAGCAACUACUGUACUCAGCAAGCAAAGUUGUGUCGUCACGUUAGUUGACAGCAAAGACAGGUAGACUUGUGGAGGAAACAGAAGUCUGAACCCAGUAGAAAUAGUUGUUUGCGGUUGUCUUUGUCAGCACCCCUUGCUUACGCAUUCUCCUCCUAUCUUGUUUGAUGGAUCAUACCUAUGGCUGCUGUCCUCCCACAAGGGGUGUCGAGUCGACUUGAUUCACAGCAGUUGCUACGGGGAAGGAAAUCCUCCAAGUUCAAUUCUCUCAACUUGGACAUACAGGUAGUGAGCAGCGAAUUGCAUUCUCGCCUUGUGGAAGCCGGACUCAUCAGGGACAGACGUGCGCGACUGAGGACAAUCAGCAAAUGUUUUUUAGCUAGCGAGGUGAUUGACUUUUUCCUUGACAAUGCGGAGAUUCACAGUCGAAACGAUGCUGCCGGAAUCUUCAGCUAUUUAGUUUUCAAGGGCUUGGUACAUCACGUCACGGAUGAGCUGUCAACUUUCGAGGAUGGCAACUUCUACUACCGAUUUCGUGUGGAUGAUGAGAGCAGGAAGCGUCGAACAACAGCAGCCACAUUUCUCAGCUAUCGUGGCUCCUUCUCUGGAAGUCCUAGCAGCCAGUCAUCAAGAAGAUAUUCUUAUGCAGCUGGUACAACUGUUGAGUCCAUGAAGAAAUCCACCGACUCCGGUGCCGGCACGACUUCAAACUUGGUAGCAACAAAGAACGGGAUUGGUCUUGACCCGGCGCUAGCAUCGGAUCAUCAAGAGAAAGGUGGCUUGGCGCUGUCUACGUUGUCCAGGACGCGCACGUCCUUCAUGAAACGCCGCUCAUACCCGUCACCUGCUUCGCCAGUAACGCUUAAUGUCGCACCCGGGUCCUCUCAGAACGCCUCCGCCGUGUCGUAUCAAAACAAAGGCAUGUGCUCCCGUGCCUCUGCCCAGUCUUCGUUUGAUGAGCUGUUUGUCAACCCUGACGUCGAGGACCGUGAUGACAACGAGGCCUAUUUUGGCGGCGGCGAAGUGAGCAAAUCUGCAUCGGACGUGUCCAACAAGUCUCGCCUGUCUGUCCUGUCUUCGACAUCCGACUGCUCGCUGCAGACUGUGUCGGCGCGGGAAGAUGCUGUGAAGGUAGCCGGCGUGCUGCGUAUGGCAAUGUUAUCGGCAGGACUGAUCAAGGACCACCGCUUUCACUUCACCAGUUACCGACACUCGUUCUUCUCGCUGGAAGCGCUGCAGUUUACUGAGACAAGCGGCUUUGUGGAGAGUCGCUCUGCAGCACUGUGCCUGAUGCAGGGACUUGAGACAAUGGGAUUCAUUCACCAUGUGACAGACAGUUUCAUGUUCACUGAUGCCAACCAUUUGUUUAGAUUCCGACUGGACGACGGCACCGACUUCCCGGAGAUGAGCCAUGAUGUCCUACUACUGGGUGAGAACGUCUACCAGGAGGCGCACCAUGCCAACCCGCCAGCUGUGCGUGACCGCACGUACAAGGGAAAGAUCUACUCACAGUGUUUCAUUGCCAGUGAGCUGCUGGAUCUGCUAAUGACCUGGGAGUUCUUCUCCAAUCGCAAAGAAGCACUCAAUUUCUGUAAACAGCUAGUGACGGCAGGCAUGGUACACCAUGUGUGCUACGAUCACCACUUCAAGGACGACUUUCUCUUCUUCCGUUUCACAGAUGAUGAUCCGGUUAACGAAAGCCAGUCAAUCUCAUUGCGUUCCAAGCUUCUGCAUGUGCGUGUUCGGCGCUUGAACAAACUCCGGCGGAACUCUGAGAACUAUGCAGCAAGUCGAAGCCCGUUGAGUGCACGGGCUUCGCCUCUGCGCACAUCGUCUGAGUUAGAGCAAUCCAGUGGCGCCUCGCAUACCCCCGUCUCUGAUUCCUUUGCAGAAAGUUCCCCAGGGCGCCGUUGUUCACAACUCUCAGUUGCAGCUUUGGCAGCAGCAAGCUCACCAGUAUCGUCACCACUGCUUAAAAGUCGCCCACCCCUGCGUCCUCCUCAAGAGCUACCUUCCUUAGGCAGAGAUUCCAACAGUGGCUCCAGCAGUGAUUCUUUGGUAGAGUCAGAUGAUGACGAUGAUGAUGAUAAUGGGAAUCAUGGCUUUACACCUAUCACACGAAGGCGCAGCCAGACAGUCACCAAUGAAGUAACUUAUGCCAGGAAAAAGAAUUUAAGCCUGGCCUCGACUUCCGGCAAGUACACUGCCCUGGGCUCAAGCCGAUACAUCACCCCGCACGGAAGCAGCAUCGUAGUGGAUGCGCGCGGUGUGGCCACAGUGUCAGCUAGUGAAGAGUCUCUGGCAGAGAGCAGCCAGAGCAGCCCGCCUCCGCCAGAGCGCGGUGGUGGCUAUGACUCAGCUCCCGAAAACCAGCAUCAGACCUGUACUUGUGCUCUUUCAGACUCGGGACUUUCCCAUCGGCCCCAGUCACCACCCACCCGGCGGAGAUCAUCAUCUCUCGGGGCAGCUGUGGAAGAUGGCACGUUUGUGUAGCCCAGUGGCAGACUAUACUGCGACAGUGAUCAUGUCGCUUCAUUCCUUGGCGCUGACCAAACAGUUCCCAAUCAGUAUGUGCACGCACUCGACUCAGUGCUGAAGUGUGUGGUAUGUGUGCACGCGAACCGGCCAGCUCGACCGGUUUUAGAUGCCAUACCAUUGUAGCUAGUUUUCACCCCGUUUGCUUACUGGCAAAGUCCAAGUCUCUGUGGGCAUCUGCCAAUGUCUUUUUCAAUAUUCCGUAUUGGCCGUCUAUUAACCCUGUACCAUAUCAUUGCUCUUUCAAGCAACCCUCUUCUCUCACCUGCUCUCCCAUCCCAUCCCCACCGCUCAUGUACCCAUACCCGGCAGUUCUCCUCAGUCAUUGCAACAGGCAUGCGUGCGCUCUCUGCAGUGUGAAGUCGGCUUUGGAUGUGAUUGUUUGGCGGUGUAGUGAAUACGAACACCAGCAGUCAAGCACAACACACAUGUGGAUGUCCUAGGCUGGACCCUACCAGCUUUAAAAAUAUUGUCAAGGGGAAAUUAAUAAUCCAGUCGCCUGUAAACCUUUCUGUCCCGUCCGAAUGUCCAUUUUCCUAUCCACUCUAGCUGCAGAACUUACUUUCUAUGUGAUCGGCGUGCGCCUCACCUGAAUUUUCAAAUCUGAUGUUUUGUAUUUUGCUACUUGCUGUGUAUGGGCUGCUCUAUAAGAUUUGCUGACUUUUCAUAAGCCGUCAAGUGAUAGAUUUUUUUUCUUCUGGGCUUUUUCUAGCUCUUUUUAAAACUUCAUCUUAUUUAUACGUCAUGCUAUUUAAAACCUAAAACAAAAUGCCUCUAGCCCCGGGCGACAUUUCGCCAAUGUACUUGCAGUUGUACAUGUACUCUGGUCACUGCUACGUGCAUGUAUCCUGCCCUCUUUUCAGAUAUAAUUAUGUUUGCGGAAACAUAGUGCCGUUCGGUCGCUAUGAUUAGUACGGUCUUUGCUUCUUUUUGCAUGACUGUUGCUAGCAGUGUACGCUUUUCAGUUUUGUA